AGGCACAUCCCUCCAUAACUUGACCAGGAAAAAUGGAAAGAGCCGACUUCUGUGCGAAAAUGAAAGAUUCAACGGUAAGAAUAACUUGCAAGUGGAAAACAUUACUUUUAAAAAGAGAAUGUCCAUUGUAAAUGAAGUACGACACUUCAUAAACACGUGCAGACAGGCACGAGGUUACGUAUAGGAGAGCAAAUAAUGGUGAAUUAAGUACUGUGAAUCACCUGGAGAAUUCAAAGAAAGAUUUUGGGAAUGGAUAACCAAAACGCACCUUCUCCCUUCGCAAGGAUAUCAUUACCUCCAUGGAUGAACAACGCCUUGCACAAAGUGAUGCAGGAUGGUCAGGCAUGUGUGAAGUCAAUGUCUAGUCAAUUGCACAAGCUAGGAUGCCCUCCAAGGAAGGAUGGAGUAAAUGCAAAACCCACAAAGGGAAGAGAGCCGAAGGCUUUGGAUUUCAAGGCCAAAUUGGCAAAACAAUUACAAGCCUGGAGGGAAAACAAUGAAUGGGUUGACACAUCUCCGAAAAUAGAGGUUACCGUCCCUAAAGGUACCCUCUGCAAUCUGAAGGCCAUUGUUCAAGUUGGGUUGCCACCAGAUGCAGUGUUCGACAUUGUUAUUGAUCCAGAAAACAAGAGGGUAUUCAAAAACAUCAAGGAAGUAACAUAUAGGAAGGUUUUGGAAGAUGAUGGAUAUCGCCAAUUGGUUGAGGUUGAGCAAGCUGCAAUGUGGAGGUUUCUUUGGUGGUCUGGAACAAUAGCUGUCAGAGUUUAUGUUGAUCAGGACAGGCGCAAUCAUAUAGUAAGAUUCCACCUGGCAAAGGAAGGUUUCAUGAAGAAAUUUGAAGGCAGAUGGAAGUUAGAACCUAUAUUUGUGGAUGAAGAAGUCUGUACCAUUUCCAAACCUAGUACAUUAGAAGAGUAUGAGUUAUGCUCCCGUGGGAAAGGCAGAGUAGCAUCUUUGAUCAAAUUGGAGCAGCUGGUUCAACCUGCUCUACUUCCUCCACCUCCCAUUUCAUGGUAUGUUAGAGGUAUCACUGCAAGGACCACAGAAAUGCUGGUAGAAGAUCUUCAAGCAGAAGUUAAGAGACUUAGGGAGGGUUUAAUUCCCUCUCCCUUAAUUACCAAUGAAGGAAAGCUUCCAGAGGCUGGCGAUGCUUCAAGGCACUCUAUUUAAUUUUCACAUGACAGGCAGAUCGGUGACAAUGAUGAUGCUGCAGAGCCCAAAUGGCAGCAGCAGAAGAGGAGUAGGAAGUAGAGAAGCAAGCCUAUCAACCAAAUACACAUAUUGAGGCAAGUCCUAAAUGUUAUCAGAGCCAGUCUUUCGAAGAGAGAAGAUUUGAUCGUUUGUAUACUAUUCUUUCAUUACCAACGUAUUUCUAUUUCAAUUGAACAAAAAAUCUGUUGAGAAAGUUGGAAACCUUGUUUCUUUGGAAAUAUUUUUUAGGGAAAUGCAAUCCAUUUUUCUUUCUUGCACUUA
This is a messenger RNA of Cryptomeria japonica (Japanese cedar), 1473 nucleotides long. RefSeq lists its product as uncharacterized. Lineage: Eukaryota; Viridiplantae; Streptophyta; Pinopsida; Cupressales; Cupressaceae. The coding region runs from base 250 to 1170 and encodes 306 amino acids. The record is from RefSeq and is a predicted model, not a curated record. The transcript has 5 exons.